AUGGGUGUGAACUCGAACAGAGUGGAACACUUCGACAACCGCGAACCCGCCACCCUCAGAAUCCAAACCCAGACACCGUCGUUGGAAAUCCAUGCAGUGCAAUUGCCACCACAGCGAACCACACUCCACAAACUCCGACACAGAGUCUCCGAAAUCUUCUUCCCCGACGACCCUCUCCACCGUUUCAAGAACCAAACCUCCUUCAAAAAGUUCAUCCUCGCACUUCAGUAUCUCUUCCCCAUUUUCCAAUGGGCUCCAAACUACAACCUCACCCUUCUCCGCUCUGAUCUCAUCUCCGGCCUCACCAUUGCCAGCCUCGCCAUUCCGCAGGGGAUCAGUUAUGCCAAGCUUGCAAACUUGCCACCCAUUAUUGGAUUAUAUUCAAGUUUUGUGCCUCCAUUGAUAUACUCGUUGCUUGGAAGUUCUAAACAUCUCGGUGUGGGACCUGUUUCGAUCGCGUCUUUGGUUAUGGGAUCAAUGUUAAGUGAGAAAGUUUCUUUCUCACAAGACCCUACUCUGUAUCUUGGACUGGCUUUCACCGCCACUUUCUUUGCCGGUGUGUUCCAAGCUUCUCUGGGUAUUCUAAGGUUAGGGUUUGUGAUUGAUUUUCUGUCGAAGGCAACUCUGGUUGGAUUCACAGGCGGUGCCGCCAUUAUCGUGUCACUGCAGCAGCUUAAAGGUUUGCUUGGAAUCGUGCACUUUACAAGCCAGAUGCAAAUAGUUCCGGUCAUGAUCUCUGUUUUCAAACAACGACAUGAGUGGUCAUGGCAAACCAUUCUUUUGGGAUUCGGCUUCUUGGCAUUCCUGAUGACCACAAGGCACAUUAGCUUGAGGAAACCAAAACUCUUCUGGGUUUCAGCCGCUGCACCAUUGGCAUCAGUUAUUCUGUCAACCAUUUUAGUCUUUCUUCUGAGAAACAAGACUCAUCAGAUUUCAAUUAUUGGACACUUACCAAAGGGACUUAAUCCACCUUCAUCAAACAUGUUAUACUUCAGUGGUCCUUACUUGGCUCUUGCUAUCAAAACUGGAAUUAUCACUGGGAUCUUAUCUUUAACUGAAGGAAUUGCAGUAGGUAGAACAUUUGCAUCACUUAAGAACUACCAGGUGGAUGGAAACAAAGAAAUGAUGGCUAUUGGUCUAAUGAACGUAGCUGGCUCUUGUUCUUCAUGUUAUGUCACAACAGGAUCUUUUUCUAGAUCCGCUGUUAACUACAAUGCCGGAGCACAGACAACAGUUUCAAAUAUAAUCAUGGCUGCGGCUGUUCUAGUUACCCUUCUGUUUCUCAUGCCUCUCUUCUACUAUACACCAAAUGUUGUCUUAGCGGCCAUUAUCAUCACUGCUGUGAUUGGGCUAUUAGAUUAUCAAUCUGCGUAUAAACUGUGGAAGGUUGACAAACUUGAUUUCUUGGCAUGUCUGUGUUCCUUUUUCGGGGUUCUGUUUAUUUCAGUGCCUCUAGGCCUUGCUAUAGCGGUUGUCAUAUCAGUCAUCAAGAUCCUGCUUCAUGUCACUCGACCAAACACUUUGGUUUUGGGGAAUAUACCAGGAACUCAAAUAUUCCACAACAUAAACCAAUACAAAGAAGCUUCAAGAGUUCCUUCAUUCCUCAUUUUGGGUGUUGAGUCCCCAAUCUAUUUCGCUAACUCAACUUAUCUUCAAGAAAGAAUACUGAGGUGGAUUCGAGAAGAGGAAGAACAUAUAAAAGAUAAUGAUGGAGCUGCAUUGAAGUGCAUGAUUUUAGACAUGACAGCUGUGACAGCCAUAGACACAAGUGGGCUUGAGACUUUAUGUGAACUUAAAAAGACGCUGGAGAAGAGAUCACUUCAGCUUGUGUUGGCAAAUCCUGUUGGAAAUGUGGCGGAAAAAUUGCACAAGUCAAAAAUUUUGGAAUCCUUUGGAUUAAAAGGAGUGUAUCUCACAGUGGGAGAAGCUGUGGCUGACAUUUCAUCGAUCUGGAAAGCUCAACCUUGAUUUCCCAUCGAUGGUGUUUAUGGAACCACAAGAUAAACUCUAACUUUUAGUUUAUGUGGCGAAUGCUUGUUAAAUUCCGGAGAGUCUAAUUUCUGUUAGUAGGAAAGUUCAAAACCUUUUGUUACUCCUUUUAGUUUCUGCUACUCAGCAAUUUUGCUUCUUGUUAGAGGGAAAUGAAUCCAAGGAAUGUAUGAUAUGCAGACAAUUUGAGUUCAAUGUAUGAGAGAACAUUGAAAUCUCACAA
Vigna radiata var. radiata (mung bean) is the source of this 2212-nucleotide messenger RNA. RefSeq names its product probable sulfate transporter 3.4. Bases 1 to 1968 code for a protein of 655 amino acids. Gene Ontology annotation, biological process: transmembrane transport. The record is from RefSeq and is a predicted model, not a curated record. Gene Ontology annotation, cellular component: membrane. Lineage: Eukaryota; Viridiplantae; Streptophyta; Magnoliopsida; Fabales; Fabaceae. Gene Ontology annotation, molecular function: secondary active sulfate transmembrane transporter activity. The transcript has 13 exons.